AUGGAUUCCGUCUCUAGAACGUUCCACGGGCUUCGCUGGAGCUUAUCCAGAUCCUUCAGAACUUCUCGCCGUGGUGCUAAGCCGAGGGAGCCGCCUCUGGCGGAGAAGCAGUCUGUCUUGGGCCCUAACGUCCAUGUCUUUCCAGCACCUCGAUUAGAGAACACCACCAAAUAUUCGCCGAACAGAUACCUCAUCUACGACGCGGACUCGCGUCCGGACACGGGAUCGGAAAAUUCGCCUGGCUCGGUGCCGCUACAUAAGCCUAUGAAGUUCUUCUACCAGAUCCUUACAACCCCGACCGCCGAUACUCCCGGUACCUCCAUCCUCCUCAACUUCCCCGAGAAACGGUACCUUUUUGGUCACGUAUCCGAGGGCACGCAAAGAGCGUUUACGGAGAAUGGCGUCAGGCACUCCUACCUGUCUGAAAUCUUCAUCACCGGGCGGAUUGAGUGGGCCAAUACUGGAGGACUGCUAGGCGUGGUUCUGACUCUGGCAGACUCCCACGCCAGUUCCACCGCCGCGCUGGAGGAUCAGGAAAGAGAGAAAGAGGCUCGUCGCCAGGCGCAGAAGAAGUCCGAGUCAGCGACUACACAGCUGCAGGCGGCAACGAUCAAGGAUGGCUCGCCCGAGUCGUCGCACGAGCCGACGCACGAGCAGAGGACCGCUUUGACGAUUCAUGGUGGAAGGAACAUUGCGCACACUGUGGCAACUGCGCGAAGGUUUAUCUUUCGGAAAGGGUUACCGCUGUAUACGAAGGAGUAUGGGCCGGACACUCCGUUGCCUCGGGAUGUCAACGAGAAGGGCGACCCCUUCGAACAGCCUACGUGGUCGGAUAACCACAUUAAAGUGUGGGUAAUGCCGGUUAUGCCCACCUCUGCGAACCCCGCGGGCGUACCACAGAGCCAGCCAAAGAGCCCGAGGAAGAGAAGUCUGGACGAAUUCGAGGAGCGGACCUCCGACACCGACACGCUUGACCAGCGUGUUAAAGACCAGCUGAUGCGUGAAAGUGUGGUGACCAACAUGUUCAACUCAACGUGGCAGCUGGAUUCACUGGUCGAGAUGCCUUUGUCUAGCGUCCGAAUGCCCGCGACCAUUUUCGUCCGGAAUCCCGAGACCAAAGACCUUGAGCGGUAUACUGGCCCAAUGCCCGGGGGCGAUGAGCCCCUUCCUGAUAUCAAGGUCUUUGUUCGACUUCCAUGGCCAGGAGCACUGAUCGAGAAGCUUCCACCGACGAGUCGAGCAGAGGAGGCGAUUUCCUAUGUCGUCCGGAAUCAUGACCUGAGAGGGAAAUUCGAUCCUAAGAAAGCGCAGGAGCUGAAAGUGCGCAGGGGACCAGACUAUGCCAAGCUCACAAAAGGAGAGAGCGUGCAAUCGGAGGAUGGCAAGACGAUCACCCCUGACAUGGUUCUUGGACCUCCGCGGCCUGGCAAGGCAACUGCCAUCAUCGAUCUGCCGUCGCCAGACUACGUUGAAAACCUGGUCUCCCGUCCCGAGUGGCAAUCACCAGCGGUUACGAAAGGCUUGGAAGUCUUCAUUUGGAUUCUGGGUCCUGGCGUGGGAGAGCAUCCGCGACUCCAGGAGUUUGUUGCGCGCAUGUCCCACUGCAAACACAUCGUGUCCAGCACCGAUUACUGCCCCAACUACUUGGCUUUGCAGAGUGCAGCUGGCUCAUCGAUCCGCCUUGCCAGGCUCAACAGUGACAACUUCUCUGUGCCAGUUCAUGACAACGUGACACUGCCGCAAGAGGGGACGCCUACGGCCGGUUCCAAGAGCGUCAUCGAGGCUCUCAAGAAUUCACCACUCGAGCCAGCGGAGCGUGGUUUGAUUAUUGACAUGGAGCCGAAUUUUGGGUUGAAUCGCUCUGAGGUGCCACCUUUCUUCAACCCAGAAAAGGCAAUGCAGCGGAUUCCCCGCGCGGUUGAGAAGCGCGUCUCCACAAUCAAGCACCGGAUGAAGAAGCCUGCAUUCCAGCAGAGGCUCAAGGAGCUACGUCAGGAUCUCCCUGGUGCAGAGGCAGAGAUCAUCCCGUUGGGCACCGGGUCUUCGGCCCCGUCCAAGUACCGCAACGUCUCUUCGACCCUGCUGAAGGUGCCGGGCUACGGCUACUACUUGCUGGAUUGUGGUGAAAACACGCUGGGACAGAUGAAGCGGGUGUUUCGCCCUGACCAGCUGCGAGAGGUGCUGCAGAAUCUCCGCAUGAUCUGGAUCAGCCAUCUGCACGCAGACCAUCAUCUGGGCACGGUGUCGGUGAUCAAGGCAUGGUACAAUGAAAACUACCCGGGCCGGACACCCUCGACGGACGUGAUCGAGACCGAUAUGGAGAAGAUUCUGAAGGAGAAGCGCCUCUUUGUGGUGUCGGAGGAGAUGAUGAUUGAGUGGCUUGAGGAGUACGCUGCGGUCGAGAACUACGGUUUUGACAAGCUGGUGCCGCUGGCCGCAAAUCCGGUUAUGGAGCGCGACGGUAGUAUCAAAACGUCGUUUACCUACCGCCACUGUCGUGCAGAUGGAACGUAUGUGGAUUCCCAUUUGCCCGACACGCGCCCUGCCACGACGACGCUGCGCUUCAAUGACCCGUCUUCGCCGCUCAGUCCGCUCCUACGGUCUGCCACCGGGCUUUCUGACCUCCUCACGACCCUAGUGUCGCACUGUCGCGGCGCCAUGGCCGUGUCUCUCGUGUUCCCUGAUGGCUUCAAGGUGUCGUACUCGGGCGACUGUCGGCCGUCUGCCAGUUUUGUCUCCAUUGGGCAGGACUCGACCGUGCUCAUCCACGAGGCGACGUUCCAGGACGACAUGGCAGGGUCAGCCUUCGCCAAGAAACACUCGACCACAAGCGAAGCGCUUGAAGUCGGUCGCCGGAUGCGGGCGCGCAUGAUCAUGCUGACACAUUUCAGUCAACGCUAUCAGAAAAUCGCCCAUCUCGACCCGCAGUCAAAAUCAGUGCAGGCUGAGGAUGUGCCCCAGAUGGCGGGUGGUAUGUACGAUGGUGUGCCCGACGAACCUGAAGAGAGCCCUCGUCUGCGGGACGUAAAGAUGUCGAGCAGCGACGACCUCACCUUGACCAGCCGUCCCCGCUCGGAGUCUUCUCGAGGGCAGCAGCACCAGCUCGGAGCGCCCGUUGCGGCAGCGUUCGAUUACAUGCGCGUCCGGGUGCGGGACAUUCCGGUCGCUCAGAUCUACGCGCCAGCAUUCGAGAAGCUAGUCGACAUCCUAGAACGGGCAUCCGAAGAAGAAACCGAGAAGCUGAAAGAGCAGCGCAAAGCAGAGCAGGCAGCCCAGGCUAAUAACAAGAAGAAGAACAAGAAGAAGUGGGCGCAAGCUGAGGAGGUCGCGCCGGAACCUGAACAGAAGACGGCUCCUCCGAAGGCGAAAGAGCAUUCUGUAUGGAGUGCCAGCGAGUCGGAGAGUGGGUGGACGACGAAUGAGAGUGAUGCUAUUGUUUACUUUGAUUAA
This is a messenger RNA of Rasamsonia emersonii CBS 393.64, 3450 nucleotides long. Its product is annotated as tRNA processing endoribonuclease Trz1. Gene Ontology annotation, biological process: mitochondrial tRNA 3'-end processing. Gene Ontology annotation, cellular component: mitochondrion. Lineage: Eukaryota; Fungi; Ascomycota; Eurotiomycetes; Eurotiales; Trichocomaceae. The record is from RefSeq and is a predicted model, not a curated record. Bases 1 to 3450 code for a protein of 1149 amino acids. The transcript is spliced from 3 exons. Gene Ontology annotation, molecular function: 3'-tRNA processing endoribonuclease activity.